CUCUCUCUCUCUCUCUCUCCCCUUGUGUUUGGCCAGCUGGUGAGAGCACAAACCUUUCUGCAUAACAGGUCACCUACAGGAGACAAAUCAUAAUUUGGGAACCAGGAGAGCAUUCAUCUCUCCAAACCCCGCCAAUUCGCCCACGAACUCCUGUAAUGUCGUGGAUCGAAGAUAAAUAACGGCCAGCUUGUUCUCUCUCUGUUGUAGUGUUGAGCGGAUCAAGCUCCCGCGACACACACGCACACACACACAGCUCGGGCGUUCCGGCGACUCCUCAGCGGCCAACGGAAGGGUGGCAGGAGAGAGGAGAGGGAGAAAGGAGGAGGAGAAGGGGAGAGAGGAGGGGAGGAAACCCAACUGUUUUGAAGCUAUACGCCAGUAAAUAUAGACUAUAAGCAUAUACAGUGAACGAAGAGGAAACCGUCGCAGUGCUAUUUUAUUUCAGUGUGGAUGAAACUAGGAUGAGAGAGACGCCAAAGGAGAGAGACGCCAUCGGUGACAAGUUAAAGGACUCCGCUAUUGGGAUGGCUGAGGUUUCGCAGCAGGAGAGAAUUCAGGCCAUCGCUGAGAAGAGGAAGAGGCAGACAGAGAUCGAGAACAAGAGGAGACAGCUGGAAGAUGACAGAAGACAGCUUCAACACCUAAAGUCAAAGGCUCUGAGAGAGCGCUGGUUGUUGGAUGGGGCUCCAGAGGAAGAUGAGACUCAAAGACGACUUCAGGAGGACGAAGAGAGGACUAAGGCACUAGAGAAGAGCAUCCUCUGCCUGGAGCAGGAGAUAGAGGAGCUGGAGAAUCCGGUCAUGACCAAAGAGAACGGAGGAGCUGUAAAUGGAGUAUCACAGAACCAGAGUCCUAGAAGAGAACUAACAGGAGUAGAAGCCAAGUUGUUCGGUCCCAGUCCAGACCAGGCCAGCGCUGAGAACCCUGUUACCCUGGUCUUCAUGGGCUAUACAGCUCUGGAGGGUGAGAUAGCGGGGGAGGUGGGGGAAGCAGUGGGGACAGAGGGUGGAGACGGCUCAGUCAAGGCGGAGCUUGUGAUGCUACCAGACGGGGAGGGGAAGGGGGUAGGAGAGGGGGAGACGGAGACCCAGGCAGCAGCCAAUGGGAGUACGGGUGAGAAGGGGGAGGCAGGGGGGGCAAAUGGGGGAGGAGGGGAGGAGGGGGAGAAGGAGAAGAAACAGAGUUGCAAGUGUUGCACAGUCAUGUGAGUGUGUGUGUGUGUGUGUGUGUGUGUGUGUGUGUGUGUGUGUGUGUGUGUGUGUGUGUGUGUGUGUGUGUGUGUGUGUGUGUGUGUGUGUGUGUGUGUGUGUGUGUCAAAGAAAAAUAGAUGUGUGUGAGAGUUUGUGUGUGUGUGUGUGUGAGUGUGUCAGAGCAAGAGAGACUUGAGUGCGUACGUGUGUAUGCGUGUCUGAUCACACACUUAUCAGCACUACAAAACCAAACAGUCCGACUCCUCCUGCCAAGCAGCAAAAACUACAGCCAACACCAACCAUAUAAGGCCAACAGACACUGGAGAAUCAGUACUACUGUGUAUUACUAUAGUAGUACUACAACAACAACCUACAGCCAGGACAAUAUACACUAGACUAUGUACUACUCUAGUACUACAAUAACAACCUACAGCCAGGACAAUAUACACUAGACUAUGUACUACUCUAGUACUACAAUAACAACCUACAGCCAGGACAAUAUACACUAGACUAUGUACUACUCUAGUACUACAAUAACAAUGGGGAAAUCUGAAAUGGAACCCUAUUCCCUAUAGUACUUUAGGCCAAAACACUCCCACAGUGCACUGGUAUAGGGAAAAGGCUGCUAUUUCAGAUGCAGCUAGUACCUCCAGACUGAUCAAACAAAAACUCGCUCACUGUGUACUGCUAUCGUACUACUAUUUACUACGAUGUAUUUCUUCUGAUAUGGAUUAUUCUUUUAUUUUGAUUUCUAUUUUUAUAUUUUUCUGUCUUGACAUUUAUAGUGUAUUCUGUGUGUACUUCUGUAUUCUAUUCUAUCAAUAUUAUCUUUAUUAUUGAACUGGAUGUGCAGUCACGUUAUUGUUGAAAAGAAAAUGUAGCAGGUCUUUGUAUUGUAAUGUGUCUGCUAUCGGAGCCAUCUGGAAAAUGUCUAUCAUUGUUUUUUAGUCCAGAAUAUGAAGAAGACAUACAUGUUGUAUAUUUCUCUGUCUAUCAAGUAUUUAUCAGUCAGUUUCAUAUUAUAUUGUCUCUGUAAUAUAAUUUCACAGUGUGAACAGUAUUCAAAUAUAUUGAUAUCAAGUUUUAUACAAUGUAUUUAUUUGUUUGGUUUCUGCCAAAUCAUAGCCAGCCACACUCUGCAUGCAAGCUUGUACCAUCAUCACAAAUCAGUAGGUAAACCAAUCAAUCAAUGAAUCAAGCAACCACACCAUGUCAUCUGGUACAUCUCAGAUAACAUCAUUAUCUCUGUUUUAAACUGUCUAUCCCAUGUCAUCAUCUCUUAUCUCAUCAUCUCAAGUCAUUUAUACUCCACUUACAUCUAGUAAUCUAUUGAUCUCUAUUCAUCUCUACUAAUCUCCUCAUUAGACUCACUAUGACACUGUGCAACUCAUAAACACAUUUCACUAUUUUAUUGUUAAAAAAAUGUAAAGGAUGGCUGGUUCACUGUUUGAGUCAAGCCCAGCCAUUGUUUAAAUGCUGAUGCUUAUGAAUUUUGUUGAGUCAGUGAUGUUGAAUCUUCUGAUGUAGCAUUAACUCUAACUCUGAUUAGUGUUGUUAUUGAUCGUAAUACUCCUCAUCAGGUCUGAUCAGUAUCAUUGAUAACUAUAUCCAUCAUCACGGCAUAUUGCUUAACAUGAAUGUAAUAAUGGGUUCUAUUGGGAUCGAAGGGAAGGUGAAACCUGUCGUCAGCCGAAUAAACCUUCCAUUCCCAGAGA
Molecule: messenger RNA, 2905 nt
Organism: Salmo salar (Atlantic salmon)
Lineage: Eukaryota; Metazoa; Chordata; Actinopteri; Salmoniformes; Salmonidae
Biological process (GO): regulation of cell shape
Cellular component (GO): membrane
Source: RefSeq, a predicted model, not a curated record